UAAAUAAAAAUCAAUCAAUUAAUACUACGCGGUUUCUCUGUUAUCUUCGUUCCACGCGACACUCCUUUUUUCGUUUCUUCCGUCUCCCUAAUUCCUUCUUAACCCUCUCAAUCUCUUUUCAACAUUUUUUCUUUUCACAUCACUUUAUUACCAUCAUCUUUUCUUUUUUAAUUAAAGAAUAUUUAAUUAAAGAGAAAGUGUUUCUGAUUUUCUAGGGUGGUGUUAUCUUUUUUAAUUUUCAGUUUCAUCUUGAUCUUGAAAUUAUUAUUAUGUCUACGGAUACAACAACAACGACGUCGUAUUGGUGUUAUAGAUGCAGUCGUUUUGUAAGAUUAGCGACACAAGAAACGGUUAUUUGUCCCGAAUGCGACGGUGGUUUUCUCGAACAAAUCGAUCAACCGUCGCGUUCUCUUCAAAUUGAUGCUCGUCGGAGACGUUUUCCGGCUGCAGCUAUGUACAUGAUCGGUCAACGUCCUAGUUCCGAUCAUACUUUCCGACCAUCUUCUAUCAGAAGAAAUCGUCGUAACGGUGGUGAACGGUCUCCUUUCAAUCCGGUUAUUGUUCUCCGCGGCGGUGGAACAACAACGACAGAGGUAACAGAAGCUGGAGCUGGUGGAGAGAGUCGUGGAUUUGAGCUUUUUUAUGAUGAUGGUGCUGGUUCUGGUUUAAGACCUUUACCUCCAAGUAUGUCAGAGUUUCUUCUUGGAUCUGGAUUUGAUAGAUUGUUAGAACAGCUUUCUCAGAUUGAGAUUAAUGGAAUAUCGAGAUUCGAACAUCCUCCGGCUUCUAAAGCUGCAGUUGAUUCAUUACCAACUAUUGAAAUUGAUAAUACUCAUUUGGAAAUGGAACCACACUGUGCUGUUUGUAUGGAGGCUUUUGAAUUUGGUACUGUUGUUAGAGAAAUGCCUUGUAAGCAUAUUUAUCAUCCUGAUUGUAUUUUACCUUGGCUUGCACUUCAUAAUUCGUGCCCGGUUUGUCGCCAUGAAUUACCGUCUGAUGCUGAUGGUGUAGCUAAUAAUCAACCACAAUUACAGUCGCAGUCACAGGUGCAAUCGGUUGGUUUAAAUGAAGAAGAGAGUAAUAUUGGGUUGACUAUUUGGAGAUUACCAGGUGGUGGUUUUGCCGUGGGGAGAUUUUCGGGUGGGAGAAGAGGUGCUGAGAGGGAGCUUCCUGUUGUUUAUACUGAAAUGGAUGGAGGGUUUAAUAAUGGUGGUGAACCUAGGAGGAUUUCUUGGUCUUCUAGAGGGGGUAGAGGGAGGGAGAGAAGUGGCGGUUUGAGAAGGUUUUUCGGGAGUUUCUUUGGUUGUUUUAAUAAUGGUGGGGUUGGGAAUCAGCUUACUGUUUCGAGUAGAGAGGCGAGAUCAAUGAGGACUAAUUCGUCUCAUUCUUCAAAUAUGGAUCCCUCUCCGCGUUCGCGAAGGACUUGGUCUAUGGAUGUUAACAGUGGAAUGAGAUCAUGGUAAAUAUAAUGAGAAUGAUUGAAUUCAAUGUGCACAAUGCAACAAUUGUGACAUUUUCUGCUGCUGAUAUGUGGUGAAACGAGUGGGAACACGAUCGGGAAUUUUGGUUGUAUGGAUCAUCAAUGGGGAUGUGAAGCAGCAGCAAUGGCAGAAAAGUCGGAAAACAAUCGGGGGGGGGGGGGGGACCUUAGUAGAACGAUGAUAACCUGUGUGGUAUUUGUCUAUCUUUUGUUGGGAAAGGGGGGGAGAGGGACACGAUGAUUAGUAACUUACUUUUACUUUGAUAAUGAACUGAUUCAAACGAAUCACAUAAGCACCUUAUUAUUGUUUAUUAUUCUGUGUUCUUUCUCAUCAUUGAUAAACUUCAUUUAGCUUCA
Trifolium pratense (red clover) is the source of this 1837-nucleotide messenger RNA. RefSeq names its product probable E3 ubiquitin-protein ligase RHC2A. The record is from RefSeq and is a predicted model, not a curated record. The transcript has a single exon. Bases 270 to 1463 code for a protein of 397 amino acids. Gene Ontology annotation, biological process: protein ubiquitination. NCBI's taxonomy places the organism in Eukaryota, Viridiplantae, Streptophyta, Magnoliopsida, Fabales, Fabaceae. Gene Ontology annotation, molecular function: ubiquitin protein ligase activity. Gene Ontology annotation, cellular component: cytoplasm.